GAAAGCCCCCUUGCUCUUUCUGCCGCCGCCCGCCCGGGAGAAAAGAGGCGGGGGUACUGAAGUGGAGACGCAGCCGGCGGCCCUCCUUACACAGCGGCUCUAGCCGACGCGGGAGCUCUUUGCUGCUGCCGACCGUGCCGCGCCGGGCGCUUCCAACACCCGCCGCCAUGGACGCGAGGAGAGUGGCCAGCAUUUCUGCCCAGCUGGAGGAAGCCGGCUCCGCAGGCGACAGCGUAGAAGAUGAAAUUGAAAUGGCAACUGUGCGGCAUCGACCUGAAGCCCUUGAACUGCUGGAAGCACAGAGCAAAUUCACAAAGAAGGAGCUUCAAAUUCUAUACAGAGGGUUCAAAAAUGAAUGUCCCAGUGGGAUUGUUAAUGAAGAGAACUUCAAAGAGAUUUACUCUCAGUUCUUCCCACAGGGAGAUUCGACAACAUAUGCACAUUUUCUGUUCAAUGCAUUUGACACAGAUCACAACGGAUGUGUGAGUUUUGAGGAUUUUAUUAUGGGCCUUUCAAUUUUACUCCGUGGGACGGUGCAAGAAAAACUCAACUGGGCUUUUAAUCUGUAUGAUAUAAACAAGGAUGGCUAUAUAACUAAAGACGAAAUGCUGGAUAUUAUGAAAGCCAUAUAUGAUAUGAUGGGGAAAUGCACUUACCCAGUUCUCAAAGAGGAUGCCCCAAGGCAACAUGUGGAAACAUUUUUCCAGAAAAUGGACAAGAAUAAGGAUGGUGUAGUUACCAUGGAUGAAUUCAUUGAAAGCUGCCAAAAAGAUGAAAACAUAAUGCGUUCCAUGCAGCUCUUUGAAAAUGUGAUUUAACCCCAUGCAGUUCUUUCAUCAACUAAUGGACAAUUUAAACAAUUCUGCAACAACAAAUCCAUAAAGCUGUUGUCACUUUUACCCUAAAACAGGAUUGCUCAGCUUUACACAGAUGUGUAUAACGCAAACAAGUUUCAUUUACUUAAAGCCUUCCUACCGAGAUGGUAUUUUUCCAGUAGUUGAGGUAAAAUAGUUCUCUCAAACAAUGCUCUUGUAGUUGUUCUUAAAAUCCUUAUUUAAUUCAGAGAACAAUCCAAAGAAACCAAUAGUAUGAAAACUGAAUUAUUGGCAUCCAAACCUUCAUAGAAGAGAUCCAGGAGAGAUGAAAAGGGCAAGUUCUGUUACUUGUUUCUAUCAGAUGAGAUUAUGAAAUCUAAAAGUACUUCAUUUUAUACUCCCUUGUGUAUUAACACCAUCAUACACAAUUCUCAAUUAAAGGUUAUUACAGCUCAGUGCAGUUUGGGCACAGUCCUUCCAUGGGUGGAAUCUCUACAGGGCUUUGCCGAGUCUUGUUUCUCCUCUCAUCCCAUAUGCAGGCAUCAAACCAGAUCAUUACUGGAAAUGGGAAACACAUACAUUAAGCCUGCCCACCCUGACUUGACUGAACAGUGGGGCUGAGCAAGGAUAACAGAGCCACACACAGGUCCUCUGUUCCCCAUAAUGGUCUGACACACUGGGUACUUGUCAAAUGUGUGUGCACAUGCACACCAUAUUAUGUCUUAUAGAGAACCUGCCCAUGAAGGGAAAGAUUGUGCAUCUUGAACCUACAACUAGUUUUUUUCCAUUCAUGAUCUACUCAUUUUAUAAAAGUAAGUUCUUUUUAUAGUAAAAAGUUAAUGAAGCAAUUGAUUUAAUAGUUGCCUAUGGCAAAUAUCUUCUAUCCUCAAAACUACCAGUUUACUGAAAAUUCAGACAGAAUUUUACAUAAACUGUUAUGCCCCCACAUAAAGGACAUAAAUGAGGUUACUAUGAGGACUUCUUUAUUUAAAUAAAGCAAGUGCCACAAUGAACUGAAAUAUUACUUUCUAAGUAUAAGUCUGGCCAAAAAAAUAGUAGGAAAAAAGGAGAGAAUGCCCUUGUUACUUUCUAGCACUCCAGGAUACCUAGCAGUAUGUUUUCAUGCUGAAUGCUAGACAGUCUAGCACCAGCUUUCUCAACAAUUAUUUUUUCCCUGUUGCAUACUCAAAGUAUGAGGGUGGGGGAGCAGGAUAAAGCUUAUUAGAACAGUUUUUAAAAACAAUGAUAAUAGUGGAUUUUUGAAGAAGCGAUGCAACCGCUUUUUUCCUUUUUUUAAUGGCCAUGAUCCACUGCCUUUGUGCAUGAAGGCCAGAGAGGAACAGCUCUGCUUACAAAAGGAUGGGAAGUGGGGAUUAAGGGACCUGACAGUCAUGUGUGGCUUAGCCAACAUGCAGGCCACACUUUAGCAGCAAGAACAAUUUUGACCCCCAGCCAUAAGCCUUUGGAUAUGAACAGGAUGGAGCAGCAACAGGCAUAAGCUGGCCCACUUGCUACUUUCCUCCUUAUCUUCCAAACACAGAUAACUGAUGGACUGUAGCCAACAAAGACUCUGUUUCCCAAACGUAGUCAAAUUAUUCUUAAAUGUCUGUUACUGGUACAAGACAUAGGCCAACCUUAAUUGUGACAUUUCUGCACAAAGGAUCUGAAGAGCUUACAGGAGUACCAAGAAUGCUGCAAACUCUUGCAAAAAUAAAGCAGGCAUCUAUUCUGGUGUAGAGAUGGAAAAGAGAGGCAUGUUGAAGGCUGCUCUGCUAUCACCAGUGUAGGAAUCUGAGUAGUACAAUACAUGUACACCUGAGAUUUGCUGUAGUAUGUUUGUGAAAAUUAAAUGUGCACUUUUAUAAUAAAAUGAAAAGUACAGGAUGUCUUGUCUGUUUUUCAAAAGGCCUUAUGUGGAAUCAAC
Molecule: messenger RNA, 2739 nt
Organism: Rhineura floridana
Lineage: Eukaryota; Metazoa; Chordata; Lepidosauria; Squamata; Rhineuridae
Gene: KCNIP4
Product: potassium voltage-gated channel interacting protein 4
Exons: 8
Coding region: 168-818 (216 amino acids)
Biological process (GO): regulation of potassium ion transmembrane transport
Cellular component (GO): voltage-gated potassium channel complex
Molecular function (GO): calcium ion binding; potassium channel regulator activity
Source: RefSeq, a predicted model, not a curated record